CGAUUUGUCCUUAGCAAAAUUUUCCAUAAAUUUUUAUGGUGAAAGGUAACAGCCAUGAAGCUUCUCUUUCUCUACCAACAGAGUCAACGAUCUGUAUUCAAUAUACACAACCUGCAAUAGGCUUCUUAACCCUUUUAAAAAAAUUCAAAUUCCAACAAGAUAACAGAGAAGAUGAUUCUGCUUCUUUGUCCCCUUCAUCAGUUCCUCCAUCUUCUUUGUCUCGAACUUGGAAGCACCAAGUCUUCCCGAGCUUCCAUGGGGCAGAUGUUCGAAAAACCUUUCUUAGUCACGUCCUAGAGGCGUUCAGAGGAAAGGGAAUUGACCCAUUUAUUGAUAAUAGUAUCGAGAGGAGUAAGUCAAUCGGUCCUGAGCUCGUAGAAGCUAUCAGAGGAUCAAGGAUUGCGAUUGUCUUGCUCUCGAGGAACUAUGCUUCUUCGUCGUGGUGCAUGAACGAGUUGGUGGAGAUUAUGAAGUGCAAGGAAGACUUGGGUCAAAUAGUGAUAACCAUUUUCUAUGAAGUUGAUCCAACUCAUAUAAAGAAACAGACCGGAGAUUUUGGGAAGGUUUUCAAAGAAACUUGCAAAGGUAAAACAAAGGAAGAGAUAAAGAGAUGGAGAAAAGCUUUGGAGGGUGUGGCCACAAUCGCUGGUUACCAUUCAAGCAACUGGGAUAAUGAAGCGGCCAUGAUCGAAAAUAUUGAUUGGAAUAUUCUAAUUAAACAAGUUGAUUAAUGCUACACCGUCAAGGGAUUUCGAAGCAUUGAUUGGAAUGGGAGCUCAUAUGGAAAAUAUGCGAGCAUUGUUACGCCUAGAUUUAGAUGACGUGAGGAUGAUUGGGAUAUGGGGUCCGCCUGGGAUUGGUAAGACCACUAUCGCUAGGUUUCUGUUAAGCCAAGUCUCCAAGAGUUUCCAACUGAGCACAAUCAUGGUGAAUAUCAAAGAAUGUUAUCCAAGUCCUUGUCUUGAUGAAUAUAGUGUACAGUUGCAACUUCAAAACAAAAUGUUGUCUAAGAUGAUCAACCAGAAAGACAUCAUGAUUCCUCAUUUAGGAGUAGCACAAGAACGGUUGAAAGACAAGAAGGUGUUUCUAGUACUUGAUGAUGUGGAUCAGUUAGGACAACUAGAUGCAUUGGCGAAAGAAACUAGAUGGUUUGGUCCUGGAAGUCGGAUUAUCAUCACAACAGAAAAUCUAAGACUUUUGAUGGCUCAUAGGAUCAACCAUAUUUACAAAGUAGAAUUUUCAUCAACUGAUGAGGCUUUUCAAAUCUUCUGUAUGCAUGCCUUUGGUCAAAAGCAUCCCUAUAAUGGUUUCUAUGAGCUUUCUCGGGAAGUUACUGAGCUUGCUGGUGGGCUCCCUUUGGGAUUGAAGGUCAUGGGCUCGUCCUUACGAGGAAUGUCCAAGCAGGAGUGGAAAAGGACACUACCAAGGUUAAGGACAUGCCUUGAUGGAAAAAUUGAGAGCAUUUUAAUGUUUAGCUACGAGGCCUUAAGUCAUGAAGACAAAGAUUUGUUUCUUUGUAUAGCUUGCUUUUUCAACUAUCAAAAGAUUAAGAAGGUGGAAAAACAUCUUGCUGAUAGGUUCUUGGAUGUGAGGCAAGGGCUUUAUGUCUUAGCCGAAAAAUCUCUCAUACAUAUAGGCACGGGAGCGACAGAGAUGCAUACUUUGCUAGUGCAACUAGGUAGAGAAAUAGCUCAUACACAAUCAACUAAUGACCCUAGAAAAUCUCUUUUUUUGGUUGAUGAAAGAGAGAUUUGUGAGGCCCUCAGUGAUGAGACAAUGGAUAGUAGUCGACGUAUUAUAGGGAUGGAUUUUGACUUAUCUAAGAAUGGGGAGGAAGUUACAAACAUAAGUGAGAAAGGUCUUCAAAGAAUGUCUAAUCUCCAAUUCAUAAGAUUUGAUGGUAGAAGUUGUGCUCGACAUUCUUCGAAUCUCACAGUAGUAAGAUCUUCUGAUAAUAAUUGUGCUCAUCCCGACACAGUGAAUGCACUACAAGAUCUGAACUAUCAAUUUCAAGAAAUUAGAUUACUGCAUUGGAUAAAUUUUAGGAGAUUAUGCUUGCCUUCUACUUUUAAUCCGGAGUUUCUUGUUGAACUUAACAUGCCUUCUAGCACGUGUCAUACACUCUGGGAAGGAAGCAAAGCGCUUAGAAAUCUCAAGUGGAUGGAUUUGAGUUAUUCUAUAAGCCUGAAGGAGCUUCCUGAUCUUUCAACUGCCACUAAUCUUGAAGAGUUAAUUCUUAAAUAUUGCGUAAGUUUAGUGAAGGUCCCAUCAUGUGUUGGAAAACUUGGCAAACUACAAGUUUUGUGUCUCCAUGGAUGUACAAGUAUCUUGGAGCUCCCCUCCUUCACCAAAAAUGUCACUGGCCUCCAGAGUUUAGAUCUCAAUGAGUGCUCAAGUUUGGUGGAGCUCCCUUCUUCGAUUGGGAAUGCCAUAAAUCUCCAAAAUUUGGAUCUUGGAUGUUUAAGGCUGCUUAAGCUUCCUUUGUCUAUUGUGAAGUUCACUAAUCUCAAGAAAUUUAUCCUCAAUGGAUGCUCAAGUCUAGUGGAGCUUCCCUUUAUGGGAAAUGCCACAAAUCUCCAAAAUCUUGAUCUUGGUAAUUGUUCUAGUUUGGUGGAGCUCCCAUCUUCUAUAGGAAAUGCCAUUAAUCUUCAAAAUCUUGAUCUUAGUAAUUGUUCAAGUCUGGUGAAGCUUCCUUCCUUUAUCGGAAAUGCCACUAAUCUCGAGAUUUUAGACCUCCGUAAAUGCUCAAGUCUAGUGGAGAUCCCUACUUCUAUUGGACAUGUCACUAAUCUGUGGAGAUUAGAUCUUAGCGGAUGCUCAAGUUUAGUGGAACUUCCCUCAUCUGUUGGAAACAUCAGUGAACUCCAAGUGUUGAAUCUCCAUAACUGCUCAAAUCUGGUGAAGCUUCCCUCUUCUUUUGGACAUGCCACUAAUCUGUGGAGAUUAGAUCUUAGCGGAUGCUCAAGUUUAGUGGAACUUCCCUCAUCUAUUGGAAACAUCACAAAUCUCCAAGAGCUGAACCUUUGCAACUGCUCAAAUCUGGUGAAGCUUCCCUCUUCUAUUGGAAACCUUCAUCUAUUGUUCACUUUGAGUUUGGCAAGAUGCCAAAAGUUAGAGGCUCUUCCGAGCAAUAUCAACUUGAAAUCUCUUGAACGACUUGAUCUCACCGAUUGCUCGCAGUUUAAAAGUUUUCCUGAGAUUUCCACAAACAUUGAAUGCCUCUAUCUUGAUGGAACCGCAGUAGAAGAAGUGCCUUCAUCAAUCAAGUCUUGGUCUAGACUCACUGUGUUGCAUAUGUCAUACUUCGAAAAACUCAAGGAAUUCUCGCAUGUUCUAGACAUCAUAACGUGGCUAGAAUUCGGAGAAGAUAUACAAGAAGUUGCUCCAUGGAUCAAAGAAAUCUCUCGUCUACAUGGACUUAGACUCUACAAAUGCAGAAAGCUUUUAUCACUCCCACAGCUUCCAGAAUCUCUCUCUAUCAUAAAUGCUGAAGGUUGUGAGUCCUUGGAGACACUAGAUUGCUCUUACAACAAUCCCUUGAGUCUUCUUAAUUUUGCUAAGUGCUUCAAACUGAAUCAAGAAGCGAGAGACUUCAUCAUCCAGAUACCGACCAGUAAUGAUGCGGUCUUACCCGGUGCAGAAGUGCCUGCAUACUUCACUCACCGAGCUACUACUGGAGCUUCCUUGACCAUCAAGUUAAAUGAGAGGCCUAUUUCUACAUCCAUGAGAUUUAAGGCUUGUAUCGUACUGAUUAAGUGUGACAAUGAUGAAGCUGGUGAUGAUGGGAGUUCGUUGAUGGUACAUGUUGACAUCAUGGACAAACAAAAUGGUCUCAGUGUUCCGUAUAGUCCAGGAAUCUAUACUAUAUAUCCACUUUUAACAGAGCACCUGUACAUAUUUCAAGGUGAAGCAGAGGAGGUCACUUCCACCGAGCUCAUGUUUGAGUUUGAAACAAUGAGUAACAAAUGGGAUAUAGGAGAAUGCGGGAUCAUCUUGGAAGUCCCUUCAAGUUGAUGCUUAUGAUGAUAGCUUCAACGAGGCGUUGAUGAAGAUAUGGAGAGAAAUACAAACAAUGACAAUGAAGAGAAGGAGAAGAAAUAAUCAAAGUCAUGAGUGGAAUCUGAAAUCCAUGUGAGUUUUCAGAAACAGUGCUAUCCACAAAACAAUUCAGGUACGUGGACUGUCUUAGGCAUAUGGUUCAACAUAUUCAAGAUCAACCAGGAAUCCUCCAUAAGAAAAUAGAGAAUGAAUAGUCUUCUUUGUGUAAUGGAACUUCUCGGAAUCAAUGAAUGUUUUAGAUACCUUGGGAAGCUAUUUAUUAGCAAAACAAGUGACGCUGCUCUAGUUACUAUUGUUAAUAUUCCUCUUAAAAUGUUUAAUAGAACGGAGUCUCAUGGAAA
Arabidopsis thaliana (thale cress) is the source of this 4400-nucleotide messenger RNA. Its product is annotated as disease resistance protein (TIR-NBS-LRR class) family protein. NCBI's taxonomy places the organism in Eukaryota, Viridiplantae, Streptophyta, Magnoliopsida, Brassicales, Brassicaceae. The record is from RefSeq and is marked reviewed. Gene Ontology annotation, biological process: defense response. The transcript is spliced from 7 exons. Bases 769 to 4014 code for a protein of 1081 amino acids. Gene Ontology annotation, molecular function: NAD+ nucleosidase activity, cyclic ADP-ribose generating; ADP binding.